Messenger RNA from Penicillium longicatenatum, 1719 nucleotides. Its product is annotated as gamma-glutamyltransferase family protein. The coding region runs from base 1 to 1719 and encodes 572 amino acids. The record is from RefSeq and is a predicted model, not a curated record. The transcript is spliced from 4 exons. NCBI's taxonomy places the organism in Eukaryota, Fungi, Ascomycota, Eurotiomycetes, Eurotiales, Aspergillaceae.
AUGGCUUCUAAAUUUACACCGUUUGCGAGUCGACGAAGUGUCAUCCAUAGUCUCAAUGGAAUCGUGGCCUGCACGCAGCCCUUAGCUGCAGCAGCCGGACAGAGUAUCCUCCGAAGAGGAGGUAACGCCGCAGAUGCUGCGGUUACCGUUGCCGCAUGUCUCAACGUCACGGAGCCCUGGUCUACCGGAAUCGGCGGUGACAUGUUCUGUCUCUACUAUGACGCCCAGAAGAAAAAGGUCGAAGCCCUGAACGGGUCGGGAAGAGCACCCGCUAGCAUCACCCUGCAGGAAAUUCGACGGAAACUGGGCUUGGUUGAUAAUCAGCCCGGUGCCAUUCCCCUUACAAGUGUGUAUGCUGUCACGGUCCCAGGGGCAGCAGCGGGCUGGAUUGAUACCGUGGAGAGAUUUGGGAGCGGGAGACUAUCGAUGAGGGGAAUUCUGCGACCCGCGAUAGAGCUGGCUGAGGAGGGAUUCCCCGUAUCGGAGAUCUCUGCAUACUACUGGAAAGCCAAUGAGAAAUCCCUCCGAGCAGCGUCGCCCAACUUUAAAGAGAUGCUCAAAUACGACUCGACCGCAAAGGAUGGGGUCAGAGCACCCCGUACAGGAGAGAUCAUGAAAAACCCGACCCUCGCAAACACAUUCCAUAUGCUAGCGACUGAUGGCAAGAAUGGCUUUUACUCGGGCCGAAUUGCAAAAUCGAUUGCACAAGUCAUGCAAGAUCUCGGGGGAUAUUUGACAGAGGCCGACCUGAAGUAUCACGCAGGAAAAGCCAGUGACGCGGUAGAGCCAGUGUCCCUGCGCUUUACACCUAAGAAGUCCCCCAGUGUCGAUAUCUGGGAACAUCCGCCAAACGGCCAAGGCAUCAUAGCACUCAUGGCGCUUGGGAUAAUCCAAGAGCUCGAGCGAACAAAGAUCAUCUCUGGGAUACCCCCACAUAAUUCAGCAGAGUACCUGCACCUGCUCAUAGAGGUGCUGCGAAUCGCCUUCGCCGAUGGAACUUGGUGGAUUUCCGACCCGGAUUUCAAUUCCACACCAAAUUUGCUCUCGUCUUCGUACCUGGCAGAGCGCGCACGUCUGUAUAAUCCCAACCACACAUCUGGUGUCCUUGAUCACGGAAGCCCGGCCCUCCGUUCCAGUGACACAGUAUACUUCGCCGUGACAGAUGCGAACGGGAAUGCGGCGUCGGUCGUCAACAGCAACUACCACGGCUUCGGAAGCGGAAUCAUCCCCGCAGACUGUGGGUUCACGCUUCAGAGCCGAGGCGCCAACUUCUCACUUGAACCGGGACAUCCUAAUGCAUUGGAGCCUGGAAAAAGACCAUACCACACAAUCAUCCCAGCGAUGGCGACGAAUCCGGACGGAUCGCUUCACUCGGCAUUUGGGGUGAUGGGUGGGUUUAUGCAGCCACAGGGACAUGUCCAGGUUCUGCUGAACAUGUUGGUGUUUGGAAUGAGCCCCCAGGAGGCGUUAGAUGCGCCGCGGGUAUGCAUUGGCGUCGAGACGGGUGGGUCAGAAGGUUGGGUCGAUGUCGAGGAAGGUGUAAGCUUGGAGGCAAUCGAUGGGUUGGAGAAGCGGGGACAUCGAGUCAAACUUAGAACGGGGUGGCAGCGGGAUUUGUUUGGCAGAGGGCAGAUUAUUCGUAGCUGCACGGAGGGUGGUCAGAGGGUGUAUAGUGCGGGGAGUGAUCCGAGGGGUGAUGGCUUGGCAGUGCCGGUUUAA